AUGAUCCAACAAGUCGACGUCCUCAUCUGCGGCAGCGGCUCGGCCGGCCUCUGCGCGGCGACCUGGCUGGCGCGAUACGGGCUGCGGUGCAAGGUGCUGGAGCGGCGCUCGGGCCCGAUGACGAUGGGCCAGGCGGAUGGGGUGCAGUGCCGGACGGUCGAGAUCUUCGAGAGCUUCGGGAUCGGCGACGAGCUGCUGCGCGAAGCGUACCACGUGCUGGAGGUGGUGUUCUGGGCGGACGAGGAUGGGUCCGGGGCGAUUCGGCGCACGGGCAGGACGGCGGACACGCAGCCGGGCCUGUCGCAUCAGCCGCACGUCAUCCUGAACCAGGCGCGGAUCAACAUGCUGCUGAUCGAGGCGAUGCGGCGGUUCAAUGGGCAGGAGAUCGAUUAUGGGUAUACCGUGCAGGGGGUCGAGGUGGAUCGGACCAAGGUGGCGGAUCCCGAGGCGUAUCCGGUGACGGUGACGGCGGAGAAGGCGGGGACGGUGGAGAGGUUUGAGGCCAAGUAUGUUAUGGCAUGCGAUGGAGCGCAUAGUACCGUGCGGAAGGUGCUCGGGUACAAUAUGGUCGGGGAUAGUACGGACGCCGUCUGGGGCGUGAUGGAUAUGGUCCCCCGCACGGAUUAUCCGGAUAUCCGGAAGAAGUCGACGAUCCGCUCGAAAGCAGGUAACCUGCUGAUCAUCCCUAGAGAAGGGGACAGCGACAACCUGACGCGGUUCUACAUCGAGCUCCCUGCGGGGACCAGGGCCAAGGAUGUUAAGCUGGAGGAUCUGCAGCAGGCCGCGAAGAAGAUCCUGAGUCAGUAUCGGAUCGAGUUCGUGGAGACGGUGUGGUGGUCGGCGUAUGCGAUCGGCCAGCGUCAUGCCGACUGCUUCCACAAGGACUAUCGCGUCUUCCUUGCGGGAGACGCCUGCCAUACCCACUCCCCCAAAGCCGGGCAGGGCAUGAAUGUCAGUCUCCAGGAUGGGUACAAUAUGGGCUGGAAGUUGGCGUCGGUCCUGAAGGGGCUGGCCCCUCCGUCUCUGCUGGAGACGUACGUGCUGGAGCGGCAGAAGGUGGCUAUUGAUCUGAUCAACUUCGAUCGAUACUUUGCGAAGCUCUUUUCGUCUAAGGGGGACGCAUCGCCCCAGGAGUUCCAGGAGGGGUUCAUCAAGUCUGGGAAGUAUACUGCGGGUCUUACGGCCAAGUAUGACGAAUCGUCUAUCACCUCCGACACGGGUGUGUCGAAAGAGCUUUCGACGAAUGUCGUCGUGGGGAUGAGACUGCCUAGCGCACAGGUGGUGCGCUUCUGCGAUUCGAAACCGUUGCAACUAGCCACGACUCUGAAGUCUGACGGCAGGUGGAGGGUCAUCGCCUUUGUUGGUGAUCUCAGUAUCACCCAGAACAAAACUAGAUUGGAUGCUCUAGGAAGCUAUCUUAGCUCGAGCGACAGUCCUUUGCGGACUUUCCGUCUGGAGGGAGGCGACGCAGACGGCUUGAUCGAGCCGAUAUUGGUUGGAUAUGGCCAGCGACACAGUGUUGAACUGGAAGAGAUUCCUUCAUGCUUUUACCCUGUUACCGGCAAGAACCAGACAAGAGACAUCCAUAAAAUCUUCUUCGACGACGAGAGCUACAACAAGGGCCAUGGACAUGUUUAUGAGCAUCUGGGGAUAAACCCUGAGAGGGGAGCGAUCAUCAUCGUCCGCCCUGAUCAAUAUGUAUCGACAGUGCUCAGUCUCGACGAUUAUCGCCAGAUCGGCCAAUUCUUCUCAGGAUGUUUAUCACCCCAAGAAGACCCGAACUCUGGGCCAGAAAGCAAGCUAUAA
Messenger RNA from Aspergillus japonicus CBS 114.51, 1806 nucleotides. Its product is annotated as putative phenol 2-monooxygenase. Lineage: Eukaryota; Fungi; Ascomycota; Eurotiomycetes; Eurotiales; Aspergillaceae. Gene Ontology annotation, molecular function: FAD binding. The record is from RefSeq and is a predicted model, not a curated record. The coding region runs from base 1 to 1806 and encodes 601 amino acids. The transcript has 5 exons.